UUUCUGUCAACUUCCCGUGAAUGAAACCCGCCAUCUUGUCGCGCCGAGCAGAAGAAGAGCACCAGAUAUGGCUGACUACAGCAGCGUGGCUCCCCCGUCCUCUAACGCCGGUGGCGGAAUGAACGAUGCUUUUAAAGAUGCUCUUCAGCGAGCACGACAGAUUGCAGCAAAGAUUGGCGGUGAUGGCGUUGCGGCACCCCCAACAAAUGAAUUUGGUUACGGAGGCCAGAAAAGGCCCCUGGAGGACGCUGGUGGGUAUUUUCCCAUGCCUAACCUGAAUAUCGACCAACCAGAGACAAAGAAAGUGGCUACAAAUGAUGCCUUUUCAGGAAUGAGUGGAAUGGGUGGUCCCUCAAGGGCAGCGUCAGAAGAAUUUAAGGUUCCAGAUGGAAUGGUUGGAUUCAUUAUUGGAAGAGGGGGUGAGCAAAUUUCACGUCUUCAGCAGGAGUCUGGAUGUAAAAUUCAAAUUGCACCUGACAGCGGAGGAAUGCCGGACAGGUCGGUGACGUUAACAGGACCACCUGAAUCGAUCCAGACUGCAAAGAGGCUUCUUACAGAGAUUGUUGAAAAGGGUAGACCCGCUCCGGCGUUUCACCACAACGAUGGCCCCGGAAUGACCGUUCAGGAGAUUAUGGUCCCUGCCUCUAAAGCGGGUCUUGUCAUUGGGAAGGGGGGAGAAACCAUCAAAAGCCUUCAGGAAAGAGCUGGCGUAAAGAUGGUCAUGAUCCAAGAUGGACCCCAGAACACAGGCGCUGACAAGCCACUUCGCAUUUCAGGAGAACCUUUUAAAGUUCAGCAAGCUAAAGAGAUGGUGAUGGAGCUGAUCAGAGAUCAAGGCUUCAGGGAGCAGAGGGGCGAGUACGGUUCACGGAUUGGAGGAGAUAGCUUAGAUGUUCCUGUUCCACGAUUUGCAGUAGGUAUUGUCAUAGGCAGAAAUGGAGAGAUGAUCAAGAAAAUACAGAAUGACACAGGCGUCCGGAUCCAAUUCAAACCAGACGAUGGCAGCACACCAGAUCGGAUAGCACAGAUUAUGGGUCCACCUGAUCAGGCUCAGCAUGCAGCGGAAAUCAUAUCGGACCUGUUGAGGAGUGUCCAGGCUGGUGGACCUCCAGGACACGGUGGUGGCAGAGGACGUGGUCGUGGGCAAGGCAACUGGAACAUGGGCCCCCCUGGAGGCCUGCAGGAGUUUAGUUUCACUGUCCCGACAAUGAAGACUGGCCUCAUCAUUGGGAAAGGUGGUGAGACAAUCAAAGGGAUCAGUCAACAGUCAGGAGCCCGGAUUGAACUACAGCGGAAUCCUCCACCUAAUGCUGACCCAAACAUCAAGAUGUUCACCGUCAGAGGUUCUCCUCAGCAGAUCGACUAUGCCCGACAGCUGGUGGAGGAGAAAAUUGGGGGACCAGUCACUCCUGUGGGUGGCCCACAUGGCCCUCCUGGUCCACAUGGAGGUCCAGGUCCACAUGGUCCUCCUGGACCACCUGGGCCCCCCGGUGCCCCCAUGGGUCCAUAUAACCCUGGACCAUACAACCAGGGACCUCCAGGACCACAUGGUCCUCCGGCGCCUUACCAGCCUCAGGGAUGGGGCAAUGGAUACCCACAUUGGCAGCAGGGACAACCAGACCCAAAUAAAGCAGCAGCUGAUGCCAAUGCCGCAGCGUGGGCAGCUUACUAUGCUCAGUAUGGGCAACAGCCGCAGGCGCCCAUGACCCCAACGAGUGGAGCUCCUGGCACGACUCAAACAAAUGGCCAAGGUGACCCACAGGCUGCAGGUCAGAGUGGACAGGCAGAUUACACCAAGGCCUGGGAGGAAUAUUACAAGAAAAUGGGUCAACAGAGCCAACAACCUCAGGACUACACGAAAGCCUGGGAAGAGUAUUACAAGAAACAAGGUCAAGCGGCUCCUCAGGCCACUCCAGCAGCAGCAGCCUCGCAGCCAGGAGGACAGCCCGACUACAGCGCUGCCUGGGCAGAGUACUACCGUCAGCAGGCCGCUUACUACGGCACGUCCAACCCUCAGGCCAUGGGUGCAGCACCACAAGCUCCUCAGGUACACUCGUGCUAAGAAUCCGCCCGCCACAUUCACUUAUAGCCAGUUGUUUUGUACUGUAACCUGCUUCCUUCCUCAGGUUUUACAGGGCUCCGGUGGCUGCAGCAGUAACACAUAACCAAAACACUCUUCCUCCCUGCACAGGUUUUAGCUUUUUAUUUUGGGAAGCUGAGUCCACUGUUUCUGCUGUUAACAUGCAACGUAUCUUCUAUGUAUUUCUUCUGCACAGGGCCAGUAAUGUGACGUGGACAUAAAGUAAAUGCUACAUUGUCGAAACAAAAUCCUUUGUUAAAUGUUUGGAUGCAGACGCCUUGAUGAAGAUCUUAAAUUUCCUUGGUUUGAAAGUGUUUCACAUAGAUGGCAGAUUUCCCGGCGAACACGUCCUCUUUCUUUUUGUUUUUUUUGUUGCUGUUUUUCUUUUCUUGUAAAUGCUUUGUUUUUAGUAAGGUAAUUAUACAUAUGGUCAUUCCAGCCCUGUAUCUACAUUAAAUGUGGUUAGAACUCAUGUUUAUUAAACUGUAGACAUUACCAUGUAAAUCAUCUCAGUUUUAAAAUGCUAUUGCCUGUUGUGUUUUUGCAAUAAAACAAACUGAAACCUCCUGUGUUGGUAAGUUGGGGUGGUCUGGAAGAUAAGGGGUUGAAUUUCUGUAUGUUUUUAUUUUUACCUGGGGCAGUAGGGGGGGGAGUUUGAGGUGCAGGCCAUGUGUGGAUGUAAUUGUCCAAAAGGGUGGACUCAAGGUUGUCCUGUCUCUCUCCAACUGUCGAUGAGGCUUCUAGAUGUAUUCUAUACGUGCUGUGACUACACGGUUCAGACCAGCACCCCAUUGUUGAUAGCCUUUUAACACUUGCUGACACUAUGACUCGAGCUCUAGACAGAUGUUUGACAGGUUUGUGUAUUGUGACUCUUGCAUUAACUGCGUUGCUGCGGCUCUGAUGUUUAAACCUUUUGCCUGGUUUGCUGACAUUGUUGAGGUAGAAUGCACUGUACUUUGCCUUGAUAGACACUUCCUCCUCCACAGGCGAGUUUAGAAAAGCGGUAAGCAAGUACAUAUAUUUUUCUCCUAAACAUGUUGCUCAGAAAAUGUGGUUUCAAGAAAUGUUGCAUUUUUAGUGCUCUCUAUUUUUGUGCCGUUCUUUUUCCAGGACAGUAAAGAUAAAUGGCAACUGUAUCGAAAAUGCUUUGAAAAGUUUGUCUUGCCCGUUUCCAAUUGUGAACUAACUCAUGUAUUUUUUUAAAGAAUGUUUUUUUAAUAUAAAAACAUUGCAAAAUCGUUUUUUUGCUGUCCCCAUUCUGUUAGUGUUUAUCCAAUAUAAGAACAUAGAUGUUGUAGGGUCGGAGGUGGCUAAGCAGCCCUCGUCCUUCACUUGAGCCCUCCUGUAAUGUAAGUACAAAACUGAUUCUCUCUGAGAGACACUCGCCAUUUUGAUGCAUUUAUAAACUGCAAACGAUGUAGUAUUUUUGUCAAAUAUUGUCAUUCCCCCCCUUCUUUCGGGUAAGUAUGAAAUGUUCUGAGGAGAGGCUUUAGUCAUUUAGUCUCUGAUUAUUCUUGUACCACAUGUUUCUGAGACCUUUUCCCUUGUGUGCCACUUGACUGCUUACUCUUCACAGUAUGUUGAUUCUUUGUAGUUUGAUCUAGACUCUGUUGGUAGCAUUUCAGUGCCAGUUGGAUAUUUCUGAAUUGAGGGUUUGAAUGUCAGCACUCUGUUAGGAACUGAUUUAAGGAUGUCCAUAUGGGUUUUUGUGCGUUUUUAAAGUUGCCCUGCAAAGAAAAGUGACAUUUCUGCCACAUGUUGCAUAACUCCAGCGUAGCAUGCUUAGGUUUCUGCUGAUAUCAAUGUCCUAUAUGAGCAUGUGGAAUGAUGGUAGAGGAAGUGUUUCUGACUAGUCCACUAUUAUAUUUUGUCUAUGGGCACUAUUGUGAAAGGCUGUCAAUUUAAAUGGUCAAAAACAAUCCUUGACUGCAUUGUUCUCUGAUGGCAAACAGUGCAAUAUAUCUGAUCUUUGCAGUGUCGUCCCAGACCUUGCACCUUAGGUUCUGCUGCAGUAACACAGGUAAGCGAAACCUAAGGAAACCAGUGUUUUGAUUGUUCAGUGACAUGAUCCAUAUACAUGCAAAAAAAAUGCUUACCUGUGUUAACAUGCCUCAAUGCAUUUAUGCUGAGUCGUAAAGAAAUGUCAAGGAUAUUUAAGUGUGACCAGCUCUUUAAGAUCUGCUUUCAUUAUUGAUUUGCAUGACUUGUUCUAUGAAAUUUGACUUUUCAAGUGACUACCCAUAAGUUGUGUAGGUUCUGAGAAAAUUUUAUGUGCUGAUUACCUGAUAGUCUUUUCUUUGCACCCUGGUAAGUGACAGCCACACUAGUAUAACAAACUGCAUGUAAACUUGUUGCCGUAAGUUAGCAAUGUGCUCUUCUGAUAGGUCAAACACAUUGAAAUUGCUGACUUUGAUUGUUUGUGUCGUGGUGUGAAUCUGCCCUCAAGUGCAGUGCAAAUCUUUUAUUGAAACGCUGCUGCCUUCACUUCUCGCUCACAGUGUUGGAGGAUGCUGCAAGCUUAGGUCGUAGAGUCAGGCCCUGUCGUAGUUUGUCCCCCCAAAAGGAGGAAUCCUUUGUCAGUCCCACUGCUGAACGUAGACCGUUCAAGAGCUCCAGUGAUAAGGUAAAAAAAUUAAAGCAACGCAAUGAAAUUGAAAUUCUAUGAUUUCAAGUGUUGGUCAGAAACAUGUUUUUUCCAUCUCGGAUUGACUGUUUUUUAAUCAUGAUCGUGUGUUUAGUUGUUUGCUGGUUUCUGUUACGGCUUGUUUGACUUCAUCACUAACUUGAACAGGAAUGUGCUUUAGAAAGUUGGAUGAGGACAGGAACUACUACUACUUUGACACGUGCACUGUUUUAUAACUUUGGGGGUUGUGGUUUAAAUUCACUCUGUAGUUGGUCACUGAUCAAUCUGUACAUGGGAGUUGCUCAGUGUUUCAACACAGGUUGAGGGGUGUAGAAGACUAAACAAGGAGCAUGCCUUCGAGGUAAAAAGGUUCCGUGUGCUGUGUAUAUUACCGAAUCUAUUGGGUUUUGUUUCUUAAAUUCUCUGUUCUGAGUUUUGAAAUGUGGCCAUGUUCAUUAAUAAAGUUGUAUUAAAAAUCA
Molecule: messenger RNA, 5182 nt
Organism: Betta splendens (Siamese fighting fish)
Lineage: Eukaryota; Metazoa; Chordata; Actinopteri; Anabantiformes; Osphronemidae
Gene: fubp1
Product: far upstream element (FUSE) binding protein 1
Exons: 19
Coding region: 68-2062 (664 amino acids)
Biological process (GO): regulation of DNA-templated transcription
Cellular component (GO): cytoplasm; nucleus
Molecular function (GO): mRNA binding
Source: RefSeq, a predicted model, not a curated record